AUUACUUCAUUCUUGCUUAGCAUCAUGGCUGACAACCCAACCGUCCUGAUUUUCGGACCCACUGGCAAUGUGGGAUGUACUGCUGCGAUAACAGCAAACUCAAGAGGCGCAAAAGUAUGGCUUGCAAUGCGCGACCCAAGCAAGACUAUCAAAGAUCUAGACACAGAUUCCGACUAUUCCCGUGUUCAAGCAGAUCUUUCCAACCCAAGCUCCCUGGAGAGCGCAGUCAAACAAUCCGGCGCCAAAGCAGCCUUUGUCUAUGUCGUACACGACAUUGAGGAUCACAUGAAAGCCAGCUUCACUGCCCUCAAGGAUGCAGGUAUCACCUACAUCGUCCUUCUUUCCUCGUAUGGAGUAAGAGGCCCAGCAUCUGAUGAGGGUAAUAUGAAAUCUGCGAUUCCCAGAGUUCAUGCUAGGGCCGAACUGGCGCUCCAAGAGACUGGGGUUCCAUAUACUGCAAUUAGGCCUGCUUACUUCAAUACAAAUAUCUUGACCGACCUUUCAGGGAUCAAGAGCGGCCACGCGAGUAUUCCAUUCCCCGACGCCAUAUUCGACUACAUAUCUCCACAUGAUAUCGGGUCUGUCGCGGGAUCCCUCGUGGUAAACCAGCCUGUCGAGACCUCCAAAAUUGUCUACCUAUGUGGACCAGAACUCAUGACCCAGAAAGACGCAUAUGCAGUCAUUGGGAAGGUCCUCAACCGUCCCAUCGAGGUCACUGAGAUUGACGGAGAAGACUAUGUUAAGAAGUCACCUUUUCCCGAGUUUGUUGCUCGAUCUCUUUUGACCGUUUGGGCUUUACAGCUGGACAAGGAAAAAGCGUAUCCUGCUAAGCUAUACAACGAAGCAGCAGCAAAUAUCAAGAAUUAUAGCGGGAAAGAGCCGACACGUUUCGAAGAUUGGGUGAAGGAGAACGAGAAUAUAUUUGCGUGA
This is a messenger RNA of Periconia digitata, 930 nucleotides long. The record is from the annotation of a GenBank genome assembly. NCBI's taxonomy places the organism in Eukaryota, Fungi, Ascomycota, Dothideomycetes, Pleosporales, Periconiaceae.